AUGGCUUCGCGUCGCAUUCCAACCCUGGAACAACUGCAGUGCAUGAGACGGGCGGAUCUACAGAAACUAGCCAAAGAUUACAAUAUCAAAGCGAACCUUAGGACGGAUGCACUCAUUGGAGAGCUUAUAAAAGUCAGAACACGACAACUUGCACGUACUACGACGCCAUCGAACACGAAUGCUAUUCAGUUUACUCGACGAGACGACGAAGAGGAGCGCAAGCCGACGCCCAGCUCGACAUCGAGUUCUGAAUUAUCGUCUCCACCAGCGGAAAUUACGAUUACCGCGCGAAUGCGCCAACAAAAUCAUAUGACAGCGCCUUCAAAGACUUCUAAAAUUCCGAUCGGUGCCAAACCCACUGCCCGUUUCGCGCCGAAGACGGUUAUCCCUCCCGGUGUUGUCGCGGCGAACCCAACGGGUGUGAAACCCAAGGGACGGGUUGUUGGCAAUUCCAAACACGACUCUGUUCCACAGGGACAGCCUAGUAAAGCCAAGUACCGACGAGCGGAAGAAAUCAAGCAGGACCACGAGAUGGAAGACGCGACGUUCGCUACUGCGCAAGGAGAUCGCGUUUCGGUCUCGUCAUCGUCGCCACAGCGGUCGCCUGGACGGCAAACGUCUGCGCAUCCCGAGUCGACGUCGAGUUGGACGUUGGAGAGUAGGAUAAAGAACCUCGAAGCUUCACAUGAUUUGCAAAAAUCAAGACAAGAGAGCGAAAUAGCGACUCUGCGAAACUUGUUAUCUCAGGCACAAGACAAUAUCUCGGGGCUCAUUCGGGAAAAUAACCAACUCAGGCGGCGAUUGGACAGCGCUCCCACCGUUGAGGAUAUGACCGCCAUUUUCCAUCGGUUGGCACUCUUAGAGGGAAGGUUUCAGUCUGGCGCUCCUGCAGCGGCAUCAAUAUCUUCCUCGGAUGCAGAUGCAGCAAUGGUUCGUCCUCGGAUCACCUUUCCAAAAUUUGAAACUCCACCAAACCUCCAUGCCCGACGGGAAACCAAAACCGACGUUCCAGUGUCUCAGAGAAUCUUUGAUAGCACACACAGAGAUCGUGCGCAGCAGUUGAGGACACCACCGCCGCAAUUCGGUCGUUACCCUUUGAACCCACACGAAACUCCAAGUCCAACGCGUCCAUCAAGAGGGCACGGCACGCUUGUCCGAUAUGAUCCAGACGAUUCGGCGUCGGGGAGUCAAAGUUCUCUCUACCGCUCGUUGAACCCCACUCAUGGUGCCUAUUCGAACAGCUCGUCUAAACGGCUGCGCGAUAGUGAACCAUCAAAGCGUGGUCGAAGUAUCUCUUCAGAAGAGGAGACGUCUGGACAUGACGACAACAGGACGAUAAGUGCGGAUUCGACGCCCCUAAAUGUCAAAUCGGAGCAUCUUGACCAACCUCUGGGCUUCAAUUUGGUGCCACAUUUGGAAUCGCGUCCUGUAGACCCGCUUCCGAUUGCCGUGGAGUCGUCCCCGGAGCCGCAAUCAUACUCUGAGACGGAGUAUCCUGAUGUGGUAGCUUCGGGGUCGCAUUCUCGUGCGAAACGUUCUGCUCCGCGCGGAAACAAGAGUGCUCGUCGUAGUCAUCCGUACGCUCGGCCACCCGACUCGUAUAAGAGUGUGGGUGGCGCGGACAAGGAUGUGCCUGCAACCCUUGGUGCGUCGGGGACAAAGACGCCUACGCCCCAACGGCCUUUGGAUAUACGAGACAUGUUUGGAGCGACACCCGACUUGGAAUACAUACCGCCCACACCCCUGGGAGAUGGGAUCCCUGUUCUUGACUUGGGUGCACCACCCGACGAUGCAAGGGGGUCGCAGUCGUCGACACCGAUCGUAACGAGGAGUUUAUUGCUCCCCAUUGAUGAGACGCCACCAGCUGCCCGAACACUUUAUGGUACCGAGUUUGGGACGGCGAUGCGCGCAAAGUUUUCGGACGCGUAG
Messenger RNA from Serendipita indica DSM 11827, 1929 nucleotides. The record is from the annotation of a GenBank genome assembly. Lineage: Eukaryota; Fungi; Basidiomycota; Agaricomycetes; Sebacinales; Serendipitaceae.